AGUUUCUUUCAACCACAACUAGAUCUGCUUUUUGAAAAAACUUAUAAGCGAUCGAGAGAGAGAGAGAGAGUCUCCAGUACCAGCCGGUUCAUGCAUACAUGCAAAUUAAUUGGCAUAAGAUCUAGACGAUCAUGGCAACCAAGUUGUUAGCUUUAGCUUGCAUUGGGCGGGAGAGUCAUGGGCCUGAUCUAUCGCCGCGGUCGCACUAUCCGUCGAUGCCCAAGUACCCCAAGGGCAUGUCGGUGCAAGAAAGAAGCGUGGAGCUGGCCGGGUCAGAGGCCAAGCCGGCCGUGUUCUCGGUCAUGGGAAUGACAUGCUCCGCAUGCGCUGGAUCGGUCGAGAAGGCGAUCAAGCGGCUUCCUGGGAUACGCGAGGCCGUUGUCGAUGUCCUAAACAAUAAGGCGCAGGUCCUGUUUUAUCCAAGCUUCGUAAACGAGGCGACCAUUCGUGAGACUAUUGAAGAUGUCGGAUUUGAAGCCACAUUAAUUGAUCAAGAUGAGAUGAAUGAUAGAUCUAUUCAAGUAUGCCGAAUACGCAUAAAUGGAAUGACAUGCACAUCUUGCUCCUCCGCUAUUGAAUCAGCCUUGCAGGCAAUUCAUGGUGUACAAAAGGUUCAGGUGGCCUUAGCAACUGAAGAAGCACAGAUUCAUUAUGAUCCAAAGAUUGUGAUCAGCUACAACCAGUUAUUGGAAACCAUACUAGACAGUGGAUACGGAGCCAUACUUAUCAGUUCUGGGGAAGAAUAUCUCCUUAGCAAGAUAGAGCUCAAAGUUGAAGGUGUACGCACUGACCACUCAAUGAGAAUGAUCGAAGAGUCUCUUCAAGCACUUCCAGGAAUUCAAGACAUAAACAUAUCCCCAGUACUCAAGAAAAUAUCCCUCUCUUACAAACCAGAUGUAACAGGGCCCAGAACUUUUAUUAAUGUGAUUGAGUCAACCGGGUCAAGACGUUUCAAGGGAAGCAUAUAUCCGGAAGGAGGCGGAGGAGGAAGAGAAACUCAUAGGCAGGGGGAAAUUAAGCAGUAUUACAGAUCCUUUCUGUGGAGUUUGGUUUUUACAGUUCCUAUAUUUCUAACCUCCAUGGUCUUCAUGUAUAUCCCAGGAAUUAAGCAUGUAUUUGAUACCAAAGUCGUCAAUAUGAUGAGUGUUGGCAUGCUUUUGAGGUGGGUGCUUUCAACUCCAGUGCAGUUCAUCAUAGGCCGGCGAUUCUACACUGGAUCCUACAAGGCUUUGCGCCAUGGAUCUGCAAAUAUGGAUGUUUUGAUUGCCUUGGGAACAAAUGGAGCCUACUUCUAUUCAGUCUACUCUGUGUUGAGGGCUGCUACCUCUAAAGAUUUCAAGGGUACAGAUUUCUUUGAGACUAGUGCAAUGCUUAUCUCCUUCAUUCUACUUGGCAAGUAUUUAGAGGUUUUGGCUAAGGGAAAGACAUCAGAAGCCAUUGCUAAACUUAUGGACUUGGCACCUGACACAGCAAUCUUGUUGACCUUGGAUGAUGAAGGAAAUGUCGUUAGUGAAGAAGAUAUCGACAGUCGGUUGAUACAAAAGAAUGAUGUAAUUAAGAUUAUUCCCGGAGCAAAGGUAGCUUCUGAUGGUUUUGUGAUACGGGGUCAAAGCCACGUAAAUGAGAGUAUGAUAACAGGAGAAGCACGGCCAGUGGCCAAAAGGAAGGGCGAUACGGUGAUUGGAGGCACUCUGAAUGAGAAUGGGGUGUUGCACAUAAAAGCAACUCGAGUAGGAUCAGAGAGUGCUCUUUCACAGAUUGUCCGACUUGUUGAGUCAGCCCAGUUGGCUAAAGCUCCUGUUCAGAAGUUUGCUGAUCGCAUUUCCAAAUACUUUGUGCCUUUCGUCAUUAUAUUUUCAUUUUCAACUUGGCUUGCCUGGUUUUUAGCUGGAAAGUUCCAUGGGUACCCAAAAUCUUGGAUUCCAUCUUCUAUGGAUAGCUUUGAGCUUGCACUCCAGUUUGGGAUAUCUGUCAUGGUUAUAGCCUGCCCUUGUGCUCUGGGCCUAGCAACACCCACUGCUGUUAUGGUUGGCACCGGUGUUGGUGCAUCUCAAGGUGUACUGAUCAAAGGAGGUCAAGCAUUAGAAAGUGCACAUAAGGUUGACUGCAUUGUUUUUGACAAGACUGGAACUCUCACAAUUGGGAAGCCUGUUGUUGUUAACACAAAACUCUUGAAAAAUAUGGUUCUUCGAGAAUUCUACGAACUUAUUGCUGCAACCGAGGUGAACAGCGAGCACCCUUUAGCGAAGGCCAUUGUCGGGUAUGCUAAGAAAUUCAGAGAAGAUGAUGAGAACCCAGCCUGGCCUGAAGCACGAGAUUUUGAUUCCAUUACUGGCCAUGGGGUGAAGGCCAUUGUCCGGAACAAGGAAAUAAUCGUUGGAAACAAGAGCUUGAUUUUGGACCACAACAUUACCAUACCAGUGGAUGCUGAAGACAUGCUAGCAGAAGCUGAAGGGAUGGCCCAAACUGGGAUUCUAGUAUCAAUUGACGGUGAAAUGGCUGGAGUUUUAGCCAUAUCUGAUCCAUUGAAACCAGGUGCAGAAGAAGCCAUUUCAAUUCUAAAGUCAAUGAAAAUUAAGAGCAUCAUGGUGACAGGUGACAAUUGGGGAACUGCCAAUUCCAUUGGCAAGGAAGUUGGAAUUGAAACCAUUGUUGCCGAAGCCAAACCCGAGCAGAAAGCAGAAAAAGUCAAGGAGUUGCAGGCUUCAGGCUAUACUGUGGCAAUGGUGGGAGAUGGCAUAAACGACUCUCCAGCACUAGUGGCAGCAGAUGUUGGAAUGGCAAUUGGUGCUGGCACAGACAUUGCAAUUGAGGCAGCAGACAUUGUUCUCAUGAAGAGCAACUUGGAGGAUGUGAUAACUGCCAUUGACCUUUCAAGGAGAACAUUUUUCCAUAUUAGACUGAACUACAUAUGGGCUUUGGGAUAUAAUUUACUUGGUAUCCCAAUUGCCGCCGGGAUCCUUUUCCCCUCCACCAGAUUCCGUUUACCGCCAUGGAUUGCUGGAGCUGCAAUGGCAGCCUCUUCUGUCAGUGUUGUCUGCUGUUCUUUGCUGUUGAAAUACUACAAGAGGCCCAAGAAACUUGACAACCUUGAGAUACGUGGAAUAAGGAUCGAGUGAUUGUCGGUACUAGUACUGUUGGUUUUUAUCUAGUUGGGUGUUUUACUUUUCUCUCAAGAAUAAGUACUCUAGCUAGCUAGGCAGCAGCUUCUUGUUGAAAAUGUAAAUGCAUAUAUGCUUGGUUUGGUUGUUUGGGUAUAGGUGGCAUUUCAUUCUCAUGAUUAGACUAGUUUUGAUAGUAAUCUGUAAAUGAAUGGAUCUUUUUGUGCAUUUAUAAAGAUUGAAGUCAU
Messenger RNA from Juglans regia (Persian walnut), 3349 nucleotides. Its product is annotated as probable copper-transporting ATPase HMA5. Gene Ontology annotation, cellular component: membrane. The record is from RefSeq and is a predicted model, not a curated record. Gene Ontology annotation, molecular function: copper ion binding; ATPase-coupled monoatomic cation transmembrane transporter activity; ATP binding. NCBI's taxonomy places the organism in Eukaryota, Viridiplantae, Streptophyta, Magnoliopsida, Fagales, Juglandaceae. The transcript has 6 exons. The coding region runs from base 132 to 3119 and encodes 995 amino acids. Gene Ontology annotation, biological process: monoatomic cation transport.